GCUGUCAUGUUUUAAAACCGUUUGGAGGGAAACAGCGUCGGUCCUUUCCCAGCUGCGUGGCUACGCGUUGAAGCAAGUGUAGAUUGUUCGCCUCGCCACAGUGUAGUCCCGAAAACCAUGGAUCCGAACGAUGCAUCGUUAACCUGCGCCGUCAACUUGGAAUGGAAUGAUGCGCACGGUACCACGACGAGGAAGUUCGCCCACAAGGAGGCGACGCUGCGGCUGAUCCGGAACGCGUUAAAGGAGAUGUUCCUCGAGGUAUCCGCACCCAAGACCAGCACGAUGCAGCUGAAGCUGAGAGGCGUGCAGGUGCACUCAAAGUUCAUGGCCGAAGGUAAGGCGAGUAUCAAGUUUAACGACGAAAAGUGCACUCUGUUCCUGUCAAACGCACCGCCCGGACUGUUGGUGCAGUUUCUGAAAGUUGUCUUUGUGAAGCUUACCAACGGCAAUGGCGCAGGAGGUCAACCUAAAAGCAAAGACGAGCUGCUGAAACAAUCCCGUGCACAAAUGCUGGCGGGGAAAUCGAUGAACCAGUACGAUGACGUCAGCCCCGUGACAACGACUGAACUUAACCGAGCGCGGAAGUUGGCGACUGGCAAGGGCUCCUUGACAACACCAUCGCCGUCGCAGAAGCGAAAGCGACUGUCGGACGGAGCGGCAGGUGAUCGCCCGAAGCCGAAAAAACUGCUGUCUGAAAAUGUGGACGAAGCGGGCUCGGGAGAUGCGAUACAGCUAAACGAGGAACAGAAACGCAUCCUGUCCGCAAGCCAAUCCGGCCAAAGCUUGUUCUUUACCGGAUCGGCUGGCACGGGCAAGAGUUUCCUGUUGCGUAAAAUCAUUGCAGCGCUUCCACCGGACGGCACGAUCGCGACGGCCUCGACGGGAGUGGCCGCCUGUUUGAUCGGUGGCACCACGUUGCAUUCGUUCGCUGGAAUUGGUACGGGAGAUGCCACGCUACAGAACUGCUACGAGAAGGCAUCCCGCCCAAACACGGCCCAGGCAUGGCGUAAAUGUAAAAGACUGAUUAUCGACGAAAUCUCCAUGAUAGAAGCGGAUUUCUUUGAGAAAAUAGAAGCUGUAGCUCGAUAUGUAAGAAAAAACGAUAAACCCUUCGGCGGCAUUCAGCUCAUCUUGUGUGGUGACUUUUUCCAAUUGCCUCCGGUUGGCCGUCUGCCAGAUCGUUCCCGCCCCGGCCAAUACUCCCAGGACGCACAACAAGACGACGAAUCGGGACGGGUACGGUUCUGCUUCGAAUCUAAAGCCUGGCGCGAAUGCAUUCAAGCAUCCUACGAAUUGACGAUCGUGCAUCGGCAGCGUGACCAGGAGUUCAUUUCAAUUCUGAACAGCAUCCGCAUCGGACGGGUGACCGAUGAAAUUAGCGAACGAUUGCGCAAAACAGCUAGUCAACGGAUCGAAACCGAGGGCAUCCUCGCGACGCAACUUUGCUCGCACACCAGCGAGGUGGACGCAAUAAAUCAGGCUAAGCUUGAAGCACUCCGCACGGAAGCUAAACUGUUCGAGGCCAAGGACAGCGAUCCCUACAGCGUGAAGCAGCUCGACAUGAUGCUACAGGCACCGGCAAAGCUAACGCUCAAAAUAGGCGCACAGGUGAUGCUGCUCAAAAACUACAACAUCUCCGAGGGACUGGUGAAUGGAGCACGCGGUGUGAUAGUAAACUUUGUCCAAGGACUGCCGCUGGUGAAAUUUAAACGCCGCGAGCUGCUGGUACGUCACGAAAAAUGGUCCGUAAAGACGGGCUCGGGCAUGGUGCUGACACGCAUACAGCUGCCGCUUAAGCUCGCGUGGGCCUUUUCUAUUCACAAAUCGCAAGGUCUAACGCUGGACUGUGUAGAGCUGUCGCUGUCGAAGGUGUUUGAGGCGGGCCAGGCGUAUGUCGCGCUUAGCCGCGCCCAAAGUCUCGACAGUAUCCGGGUGCUGGAUUUCGAUCUGCGGCAGGUUUGGGCCAACACGAAGGUGCUCGAGUAUUAUCGGUAUUUGCGGAAAAUGAUUGCUAACGGCAAUCACAUGGAGCCGGUUGCAGUCAAGCGGAAGUUGAAGAAAUCUCUGUCGGCGAUGGGACUGCCGAAAUCGAUCAUGGAUAAACCGUUGAUGACGAUCAAAUGAAGCGAAGGCAAUGUCUUCGUUCUACUAGUAUUUGUUCUUUAGAAAAAUGUAUUUAAAUGCGCUAGGAUAAUGAUUUUCUUCCACACCGAAACAUAUAAUAAAUAGUGCCUCAUUCAUUUAUGCUCUGCA
Anopheles merus is the source of this 2253-nucleotide messenger RNA. RefSeq names its product ATP-dependent DNA helicase PIF1 (gene Pif1). The record is from RefSeq and is a predicted model, not a curated record. Gene Ontology annotation, biological process: DNA repair; telomere maintenance. The transcript has 2 exons. Lineage: Eukaryota; Metazoa; Arthropoda; Insecta; Diptera; Culicidae. Bases 118 to 2124 code for a protein of 668 amino acids. Gene Ontology annotation, molecular function: DNA helicase activity.